AUGUUCAAUGAAAGCGAUGGGGACAGUGACCCAACAUCUCCCAACAAUUACACCCGUGAUCAUUUAUUCACCAUGCUGGUUCUGGCGGUCACCUUUCUGGUGGGUGUCCCUGGCAAUAUUCUGGUGUUAUGGGUCACUGGCGUGAAGAUGAAAAGGACAGUGACUACCGUUUGGUUUUGGAACCUUGCUUUGGCCGACAUAACCUGCUGCCUGAGCCUCCCGUGCUCCUUCGUACAGUUCUUCUAUCAGGAAUGGCUGUAUGGGCCAGUCAUCUGCAAGAUCUUACCUUCCAUCGUAAUCCUUAAUAUGUCUGCCAGCAUCUUCACCCUUGUGGCCAUCAGCAUCGACCGCUGCAUCCUGGUUGUCCGGCCUGUGUGGGCACAGAAUCACCGCAGCCUGCGGAUGGCGUGGCUGGUCUGCCUGGUCAUCUGGAUGCUGUCAUUCCUGAUGUGCCUCCCCGUCUUCAUUUACAGAGAGACCUUCCUAUUCAACAACAUCACUAAAUGCAUCUAUAAGUAUUAUUUGUAUAGUCACGAUGAGUAUUUAGCCAUUAGUUACGCCAUUACGUAUACACGUAUGACAUUCGCCUUCCUAUUCCCACUUGUCAUUAUUUCUGCCUGUUACAUCCGUCUGACCCUUACAGUACAUAAUACCAGGUUUGUAAAGGAAGGCCGCAAAACCACCAAGGUGGUCUUCAGCAUCAUUGUAGCUUUCUUUGUGACCUGGGCUCCCUACCACAUCAUUGGCAUAAUCCUACUAUACGAUGGCAGCAGAGCAGUGAUUAUCCUGGAUGGGGUCUCCCAGGCCUUGGCGUACUCCAACAGUUGUAUCAACCCAAUACUAUACGUCUUCAUGGGCAAAGACUUCAAGAGCAAGCUGCGUCAAUCCCUGUACAGGCAGGUGGAGAGCGUGUUUAGGGAAGAAACCAUCACAAGAUCCACUGAACACAGCAGGAACGAAACCACCAUCCUGGACAGUGCAGCAAACAUCACCGGCUCCUACCUUUAAUUACCAGAGGGGCCUGCUGCCUGCUAUUGCUGCAGUUUCGAAAUGUGUGGCUAGUUGCGCGCAUGUGUCGGAUUGCAAAGUUAACAAGCAGCUUAGGCUUUUAGGGACUGCAUCAGCUGCAGUCCCUAGAAGCCAGGCAUGGCUGCCCUUAUAGCAGGGGAGGGGCUUCCCACUUUAUGACAUGCCUGGAAAUGUUGAUUUUGGGCCUGAGUCAGGUUGGUUUGCAAAUUCUGCUAGGAAGCACAAUUUGCAAUCCUUUAGAUCGCACGCUGGGGGCUGCCCAUCGCAGGGCAAGGCCGCCCAGCACGAUGACCUCCGCCUCACCCCCUUUAUCAAGAAGAAAUUGUGAUUGCAUCACAAUUUCUGCUUGAUAGCAGAAAUUAAGGUUGCCUCCUGCCGGCACAGCUUAGCAGCCAUCUUUUCGAUGUGAUGUCACGCAGACGCUGCGAUCAUGCCCCCCUUUGCGGCCUCACACCCCCCGUUUUCAGGCCACGUCCCCACAAUGCUCUAUCUCUGCCUAGGAAACGAAGCAUUGCAGCCACACCCACAACACACACACCUCUGACUGAUUGACAGGCAAAGGCGAUCGCAUUUUCUGCAGCCCCCUGCAGAAAAUGCGGUCGCAUGUGCAGGAUGGGCGCUACGCAUGCACCCGUACAUUUUAUUUUUAUUUUUGCGGUUGGAUCGCAUUCUGUGAUCCAACCUGAAUUAGUCCCUUUAUU
Pseudophryne corroboree (corroboree frog) is the source of this 1730-nucleotide messenger RNA. Its product is annotated as C3a anaphylatoxin chemotactic receptor-like. The record is from RefSeq and is a predicted model, not a curated record. Gene Ontology annotation, cellular component: plasma membrane. NCBI's taxonomy places the organism in Eukaryota, Metazoa, Chordata, Amphibia, Anura, Myobatrachidae. Gene Ontology annotation, biological process: complement receptor mediated signaling pathway; phospholipase C-activating G protein-coupled receptor signaling pathway; inflammatory response. The coding region runs from base 1 to 1008 and encodes 335 amino acids. The transcript has a single exon. Gene Ontology annotation, molecular function: G protein-coupled receptor activity; complement component C5a receptor activity.